Molecule: messenger RNA, 1185 nt
Organism: Entrophospora candida
Lineage: Eukaryota; Fungi; Glomeromycota; Glomeromycetes; Entrophosporales; Entrophosporaceae
Source: the annotation of a GenBank genome assembly
AUGACUACCCUGUCAACCUGCACCUCUUCUGAAGAAAAAGAAAUAUCAAAAGUGUUAACUGAAGAUGAGGAGGACUUGAAAGAUUACUGUACAGGAGGCUAUCACCCUAUUAAAAUUGGCGAUGUGUUUAAUGAAGGAAGGUAUACUGUUGUAAGAAAAUUGGGUUGGGUUGUAAAAUCAGCAACACAUUAUACAGAAACAGCUUUAGAUGAAAUCAAAUUACUUAAGAAAAUAGUUGAUGCAAAUUUAAAUGCGCCAGGCCGUCGUCAUAUUGUAGAACUUUUAGAUCAUUUUCAACAUUCAGGUCCUAAUGGAGUUCAUGUAUGCAUGGUUUUUGAAGUACUAGGUGAAAAUUUAUUAAGUCUAAUCAAAAGAUACAAUCACCGUGGUAUACCGCAUCAUUUGGUCAAGCAGAUCACAAAACAAGUGCUUAUGGGAUUAGAUUAUAUGCAUAGAGAAUGUGGUAUAAUUCACACUGAUUUAAAACCGGAAAAUGUUUUAGUGUGUAUUGAUAACGUUGAGGAAGUUAUUAGGAAUGAGCUUGCAACUGGUGUAAAACCAGUAUCAACUACUUCUUCCACUAGAAAAGGUCACAGUGUUUGUAUAACUGGUAGUCAGCCACUCUUAUCACCUUCAUCUAGAAGCAUAGAAGAUAUAGAAGUAGCCGACGAUCGAAUAGAAAUAAGUAACGAAGAAGAUUAUAUCAAGGAUGUUGAGAUGACAGAUGCAUCUAAAACUCCAAUAGAUACGACAUUAACAGAAACAUUAGAACGUAAUCUUAAUGAUAUAUCCCUUGUUGAUUCUUCUAACAUAACUUCAUCUUCUAUAAAUGCUAAUACUAAAUCACAAGCUAACCUAUCUCGCAAAUUAUCAUCAAAAUGGACCACUCCAGAUAAAAUUACCGUUAAAAUUGCAGAUCUAGGUAAUGCUUGUUGGGUCGAACACCACUUUACCAAUGACAUUCAAACAAGACAAUAUAGAAGUCCGGAAGUGAUCCUUGGAAGUAGAUGGGGCAGAAGUGCUGAUAUUUGGAGUAUGGCUUGCAUGGCAUUUGAGUUACUUACAGGUGAUUAUUUAUUUGAUCCUCAAGCAGGUUCAAGAUACAAUAAAGAUGAUGGCAAAUCAUAUUGCCCAAAUCGUGGAAUUAUUAGGAAUAUUUCCAAAACAUUUAGCAUUAAAUGGUAA